Lachancea lanzarotensis is the source of this 948-nucleotide messenger RNA. RefSeq names its product LALA0S02e08570g1_1 (gene MUM2). Lineage: Eukaryota; Fungi; Ascomycota; Saccharomycetes; Saccharomycetales; Saccharomycetaceae. The transcript has 2 exons. The record is from RefSeq and is a predicted model, not a curated record. Bases 1 to 948 code for a protein of 315 amino acids.
AUGGAAAACCAGCAAUCUACCCAGCAAAAUCGGUACUCCGGCUACCAGAUAAAUCCAGAUUGGACACAAAUGCAGAGCUUUGAUACAUCUCGUGGUCUGGAUGCAUCCCUUGCGAAGCUAACCUUCAACCAAUCCAGUUACUUUGGAAACCCGGAGGCUGAACAACAGGUUAUAGGUGGGCACAAUGCGAGUGGCUAUAACAGCGGAGCUAACACUCAACCUGGUAACUUCAUGAGCUCCAGAAUAAUGAAUCCUUUGACUCAGGGAUCGGAUGGUAGCAGGGGAAACAUGUACUGGAAUAUGGACCAACGCGACACGAAAUUGGGUCGCGAAAACACGUCUGGCACCCUCACUACCAACAGCAUCAUGGAUACUUCUCUAAGCGUGAAGAACUCAGAUUACAACACGACUUACGGGUCUGCCGAAAACCAGGAAACUUACGAGUCUUUGCAAUUGGAGUUACAGGUCAAAGAAACUCAGAUCGAAUCCUUAGAGUCUGAGAUUCAGAGCUUGAAGCAAGUUUUCAAUCAGGGUCUUUCAUUGAAGCAGAAAAACCACAACCGCGCACCAUCUGCUCGCCAAACAGACGGCGGCGUCCUUCAAAUGCCCACCACUUUGGAAGCGAUAUUUCAUAAGCUGUCACAGACUCUUGCAGCUAAAGAUAAAGAGCUGAAAGACACCACAUUGAGGCUUGAAAGUCUCGUCACUGCCGCUUCUCUCAACACCACAAACUCUGUCACGAAACUAGGACGGUAUGACGAAGAAGCUCUUGCUCAUAAAAUGGUAGUGAGAUUGGAAAAUCUGACCAAAGAGAACCAGGACAUGGCGAAAAUGCUUGGAUAUGGAAGAUCUAAAGAAAUUUACAUCGAAAUGGAACUUUUGAAGAAGGAGAAUCAAGAAUUAAAACGCAAACUACAGGAGCACGAUCGUCCAGCGCUCAAAGGCUAG